AUGUGCGUGCUUAGUGAGAUUACUUUCGGUUUAGAGAAUAAACUCAAGAGGAAGCACUCGGAGCCAGCGCAGUGCGCGACGUCCGGCGUGCGGCGCGGCGCGGGUCCGGCGGGCGAGCGGCCGAGACAAAAUUCUUGCUUUGUUGAUAAAAAAUUGUUUAAAAAGGGAGAAAGAGAUGAAAUUAUGAUUCCGGCCAGGAUCGAACUGGCGGCCUUCUGCGUG
Molecule: messenger RNA, 222 nt
Organism: Brenthis ino (lesser marbled fritillary)
Lineage: Eukaryota; Metazoa; Arthropoda; Insecta; Lepidoptera; Nymphalidae
Source: the annotation of a GenBank genome assembly